This is a messenger RNA of Phanerochaete carnosa HHB-10118-sp, 2759 nucleotides long. RefSeq lists its product as uncharacterized. The coding region runs from base 116 to 2317 and encodes 733 amino acids. The record is from RefSeq and is a predicted model, not a curated record. Gene Ontology annotation, molecular function: RNA binding. NCBI's taxonomy places the organism in Eukaryota, Fungi, Basidiomycota, Agaricomycetes, Polyporales, Phanerochaetaceae. The transcript is spliced from 7 exons.
GGCGGUCGACUUCGACUCCAACCACGACCAUCUCACCGACUUCUCCCACGGAUACGCCUCUUCCUCAUCGUCGGCGCCGACGACGACAAGACCGACACCACCGAUAACGACAGCAAUGCCCCGUCACUCUUUUCCGCUUCCCGUCGCCUCUGCCCCGACGUCGCCGGCCGUCGCGCGCAGCAAGCAGGGCAACCCGCCGGCAACUCCUCAGCGCACUCUCCAGCGAGCGCACCACCGACAAAUCAGCGCCUCGCCGUAUACGCCCAUCAACUCACUCUCCACUCCAUAUACCCCACACAGCCUCCGCUCGUUCUCAUCAUCGAACGUCUCGUCGCUCGCUACUCCAGCAUCGGUUGCGGAACACCACCGUCAAAACGUCCCUGUUUCGCCUGAAGAUAGCUUCAGGCACAAGGAUAGAAAAAGCUGCGCAGACAUCGCUGGCAAUUGGCGGGAUCGCGCUGGCGAAAACGACAUAAAAGUCCGUCUAAAUGAAGAGUCGCAAUUCGCGGACGACGAAGGCGAUGAUGGCGUUGAUCUUGACGGCUCCAGUUUCUUCUCCGUCGACAAGUCUCUUCUUCCUGCUCCUUUCCUGUCGUCUCAGCGCCGUGGCCGUGCAUUUACCACAAUACAGCCUCCCGUGGCUGCGUCUCCUCUCUCUCCAAUUCCCAACCCUCAACUGUCGACCCCUGCCCGCGCUUCGAUUGUGCAGUCGUUUACCCUGUCACCUGCCUUCCUCAAUACCCCGCCGCCAAACCCCGCACUCUUUAACAAGAUUAGGCUUCGUGGUACCGUUACCGAUCCCGCACAUACUCGUCGAAGACCCGUUUUUGGACAAGUGAGCGAACUCUGUGACAUCGAGGAAGAUGAUUAUCUGCUCCAGCCUCCCGCAUUUUUCUCUCAGGCCGCGGCCCAAGCACACUCUCAGACUCUGCCUCUUCACCUGCAAGAUCCGUUUGACACUUCUGUUUCUUCAGAUGCAAUGUACUACGACGCCUAUUCGCUCCCGGCACUUCUUGAGACACAGAAACAACUUGCCACCCCUCCAUCUCCUUCCUGCUCGGUCUGUGGUACCUCCAAGGGCUCCCUGGCUGUGCUCGAACCCUGCACCCAUCCUCUAUGCUCGGGGUGUCUCACGAGUGCUCUGAAUAUUGUUGGAGAGAAGGACAUGGAGUGUGCGGUCUGCAAGUCAAAGGUUCUCGAUUUCAAGCUGAAGAAGAUGGAGGAUGUGCCCAACUCCCGUGCCGCCAGCGCCGUUCGCAUGGGUGACGACGAUAUUGACGCAUAUAACCAGGCCUUUGCGCUGCCGAACGAUGGUGGUGUUCAGGACUUCUUCGGUCACGUUCAGGGCGCUUCUACUCCAGUGGCGCGGGCUCGACCUCUCCCAGGGACGGCUAGGAUCACCAAGUCAGACGACAAGGUUGUCCUUCGAAUCGAUAACGUACCAUGGGACAUUACCCCUCCGGCUAUUGCUGCCUGGCUCAAGCAUCCUGUUGAACGCGUUCAUGUCCUGCUCGAUCGCAAGGGCAAGACGCUCAGUCAUGCGUUUGCGGAGAUGGCCAGUCCUGAGGCAGCGAAGGCUGCGUUGAGAACAUCUCAAAACUCUGUUCUGGGCAGGGGCAAACGCGCUCGUGGGGUCACGGUCACACGAAGUAAUCAAGAGGAGCUAAUGCGGGCACUCUUUCCGUCGUGGCAGGGUGUCUUCGACGGCUCGCGGCCCUCACUGUCUAGUUUGAGUAACGAACAUGUUAUCGCCGCCUUGCAGCAUGGUCUAAUCUCCGAAGCUGACCUCAAGUCCCUUAUGCAUUUGAUUCGCUCUCCGGAUAGCCACUUCCUCAAGGUCCCAUCUCUUCCCUUCCACUCGCUCAUCAGUAUCCUGUCGAAGUUCCCUACGGAUGAGGAUAGCCGUGUUUUUUGGUCUGGUAAUCUGAGAGACUUGCUCUAUGAGGUCACUCACGCUGCGGUAGAAGCUCUCCUUGCCCGCAUUGAGGAUAGCCCCUUCUCCGAUUGGGCUAAUCUUGCCGCGGAGUUAGUCCGCGCCGCCAUGAGCUGCCAAGCCUUCACCGCCGAGCAGAUGAGCAAGCUCUCUGAUAUCUUGGAAGCCGUGCUCCCUCCCGCCACCUCUUCCCCUGCUGUGUCCCACGCUGCGUCGCCUCAGAGAUCCAACAACGCCUCCGCGCCUACCGCACCACUGCAGAGCAGUCGCAAGUUUAAUACUGUUGACGAAAAUAUCAAGCCUUACGGAGACCUCGCUAAAGAAUUCGGCGUAGACGCGCACAUUGUCGAAGCACUCGCACAACGUCUCUCUCAGUUUGCAUAAUGACCUCCUUCGCACCCCAUGCCUGCCGGACUAUAUCAUGCACAGGAUCGAUCGCAUAGCUUUCUCCCAAUUCAAUCAUUCGCUUCGUUUGGCCGGAAUUCACACAACAACUGCAUCAGUUUUCUCCUGCAUUCGCAUCUCCAAAAUCAUCACUCACGGAUUUUACCCCUCCUCAGUGUCAUUAAGAGUGUCGCUAUCCUAUGUCCACCACUUUGCAGUCGCUCGCCAUUCAUGUUCCAGCAGCAAUCUCUUUCUCUCCACCUUUUCUCCGUAACAAUCGUUGUCCAUGAUGUUCUCUCUUCCCGCACUCUUUCGCUCUGGUUCCGCUAUGGUCUGUUGUCGUCUUCCCGCUUGUUUUCGGGGUAGUAGAAACUUUCUUUCCAGUCCUCCACUACCGUGUACAAAGUGUAAUAUCCCACGUUUUCUGUAAUGUCUACGCAGC